Messenger RNA from Pogona vitticeps (central bearded dragon), 2496 nucleotides. It is a transcript of the gene NR1D1, whose product is annotated as nuclear receptor subfamily 1 group D member 1. Gene Ontology annotation, biological process: response to leptin; negative regulation of transcription by RNA polymerase II; positive regulation of transcription by RNA polymerase II. Gene Ontology annotation, molecular function: nuclear receptor activity; zinc ion binding; RNA polymerase II cis-regulatory region sequence-specific DNA binding. The record is from RefSeq and is a predicted model, not a curated record. Lineage: Eukaryota; Metazoa; Chordata; Lepidosauria; Squamata; Agamidae.
CCUAGGAGUCACAUGGUGGAUGCUCCAGUGCCGCGUGCUGGCGUCUGCGCAGCUGCGGCCGGAAAGGAGCCGGCAGCGAGUGCUUUUUGGCAGAGUAAGGUUUUGCAGGCGAAGGGAGCGGGUGCAACUUCGGGAAGCUCCUGACUGUUGAGAGAGCUUGCUGCCCUUGCACACCCCGGUGAACUCGCGACUUUUGCUCUUGGACACGCCGUGGAAAAGGUGUUUUUCCAAAGGCAGGUUCCUCCUGGCACCAGGACUAGCUUUUAUUUGUUGCUUCGCGGCGAAACUUUGGGGGGGACAAGACGCAGCCAGAGGAGGCGAAGGGGACAGCCUGCCGCUUCCCCUCCCUCCGCGCCGACCGACUCGCGGCUCUCACCAUCUCUAGACAUGAAUGACAGCUGCCAGUUGAACAGGAUGGCCACUUUCGAUACUAACAACAACGCACCAGGUGGUGUGAUCAGCUAUAUUGGGUCCAAUGGUUCUUCACCGAGCCGCACAAGCCCCGUCUCUCUCUGCAGCAGUGACAGUUCCAAUGGCAGUUGCCAAAUGUCUUCGCAACCUACCUUCCCCAGCUACUUUCCGCCCUCACCCACUGGAUCUCUAGGGCAGGACUCUAACCGUCCAUAUGGGAACAGUUCGGCUGGACUACGUGAUGAUGCCUCGCCCUCCUCCUCCUCCUCUUCCUCCUCCUCCAGUAGCUCUGGAAGCUCCCCAAUGGGCCUGCAGGUGGCCGUGGAAGAUGGGAGGCGUGUCUCCCCAACCAAAAGCACCAGUAGCAGCAUCACAAAACUCAAUGGAAUGGUCCUUCUGUGCAAAGUUUGUGGGGAUGUUGCAUCCGGUUUCCACUAUGGUGUCCAUGCUUGUGAAGGCUGUAAGGGUUUCUUCCGGCGCAGCAUUCAGCAAAAUAUCCAGUACAAAAAGUGCCUCAAGAAUGAAACCUGUAACAUUGUCCGUAUCAACCGGAAUCGGUGCCAACAGUGCCGCUUCAAGAAGUGCAUGGGGGUCGGCAUGUCCCGUGAUGCUGUACGUUUUGGGCGCAUCCCCAAGCGUGAAAAGCAAAGGAUGCUAGCAGAGAUGCAGAGUGCCAUGAACAAUAUGGCCAAUAACCAACUAACUGCACAGUGCCCACCUGAGAGCUUACCAGCAGGACACCUGCAGGCCAACAACCCUUUGCUGUGCCACCAACCCCAGGUGGCGCCCUGCUCCCCACCACCCCACACAGCCUCGCCAGCCCAGCCAUCUCCUUGCUUCUCCCAGUUUUCUCAGCAACUGACGCCCCCUCGCUCUCCAAGCCCUGGCGAUGUUAUGGAGAAUGUCAUCUCACAAGUGGCCAAGGCCCACAAGGAGAUUUUUGUUUAUGCCCAUGACAAACUGGCCACAGGGCCCCCACCUUCCACAAGGACUGACAGCUCUGCCCAUUGGGAGAACAGCUGGCUGAUCAAUGGCGGCCACAGCAAUGGCAUCUGCCAACAGAAUGAUAACUGGAACUCGGGCUCCGUCCCCAGUAAUACUUGUCAUCAGAACAACAUCAAUGGACAUCGUUUUUGCCCUUCUGGUUAUCCCUCUGGAGACACAGAACCCUCUAUGGGGCAAGACUGCCCACGGCAAGGCAAGGCCAGAGAUAUCCUCUUGGCGUGCCCUAUGAAUUGUCACCCUCAUGGUCGUAGUGGCCGGACAGGCCAAGAAAUUUGGGAGGAUUUCUCACUGAGUUUCACACCUGCUGUACGAGAGGUGGUAGAAUUCGCAAAACACAUCCCUGGUUUCCAGGACCUGUCACAGCAUGACCAGGUUUCGCUACUCAAAGCUGGCACCUUUGAGGUGCUGAUGGUCCGGUUUGCCUCCCUCUUCAACGUCAAAGAACAGACUGUGACAUUCAUGAGUCGUACCAAAUACAGCCUUGAGGAGCUAUGGGGGAUGGGCAUGGGCGACCUGCUUACAUCCAUGUUUGAAUUCAGUGAAAAACUUGGUUCCUUGAACCUGUCUGAAGAAGAACUGGGGCUCUUCACAGCUGUAGUGCUGGUCUCAGCAGAUCGUUCUGGCAUCGAAGACCAGGCAUCUGUGGAGCAGCUGCAAGAGACCCUUAUCCGGGCCCUGAGGGCCCUCAUUCUCAAAAACCACCCCCAGGAAACGUCCCGCUUCACCAAACUGCUGCUCAAGCUCCCAGACUUACGUACACUCAACAACAUGCACUCUGAGAAGCUGCUCUCGUUUCGCAUUGAUGCUCAAUAGAUGAGGGUGGGGGAGGUAUGCAUUUCUGCUGCCCUGCCCUCCUUGCACUCUUGCACUAACCAGACUGCUCUCUGGGCCAGGACCCAACUAUUUAUACUGGUGUAGGACCUGCUGCCCCUACCUGUUCAGAAGCAAGUGGCACCACCAUUUCUUUGUAAAUAUAUAUAUGUAUAUUGGAGUUGUGUGAAUAGAAUGGCAUUGUUUCCUGUUGUGACACUGGCCACACAGGAAUAAUAUAUUGAAAGCAAAAUGCCUGGAUGGCUGUCA